AGUGACACAUCAUAUAAGCGGUGUUUGGUUGCUUCUGUGAGAGUGUAAUUUUUUCUAAUCCUAUUUUACCUGAUAAAUCUUUAUUAUUUGGCUAAUGAUGGACGAAAAAACUGUUUGUCUUUUUGAUGUUGAUGGAACACUCACAAAGCCGAGACAAGCAAUAGCAGCUGAAAUGAAAGAUUUACUUGGCAAACUGAAAAGUAAAGUGCCUGUUGGACUAGUUGGAGGAUCAGAUCUAAAAAAAAUAACUGAACAAAUGGGGGAGGGUUUUGAGGCUGUGAAUAUGUAUAAUUAUGUUUUUGCUGAAAAUGGCCUUGUUGCAUACAAGAAUGGAAAAUUACUAGCAAAAGAGAACAUUUUGGAUUAUAUGGGAGAAGAAAAACUACAAUCUUUCAUCAACUUUUGUCUACGUUAUAUGUCAGAUUUAGUCCUACCUGUUAAACGUGGAAAUUUUGUAGAAUUUCGUUCUGGCCUCAUUAACAUCUGCCCUGUUGGAAGAAGUUGUAGUCAAGCUGAACGAGAUCAAUUUGCAUUAUAUGAUAAGGAGCAUAAAAUUCGAGAAAAAUUUGUUAGUGUCAUCAAAGAAAAAUUUCCAAACAAUGGAUUGACUUAUUCCAUAGGUGGUCAGAUAAGUUUUGACUGUUUUCCCGAUGGCUGGGAUAAAACGUAUUGCUUGAAAUAUCUGAAGAAUGAUGGAUACACUACUAUUUAUUUCUUUGGUGAUAAAACUUCGAAGGGUGGAAAUGACUAUGAAAUUUUCAACCAUAAAGAUGUCAUAGGCCACACUGUUAAAAGUCCAGAAGAUACGAUGCAACAAAUAAUAGAACUAUUUCAUUUAUAGCAAUGAACUUAAUAUAGUAAAUGGAUAAUGUCAGUCAGAUAUUUUAAUUAAUAAUGAUGCUUUCACUAUUCAUCUUAUAUAUCUAUAAAGCUACUUUUUUUAAGAAUUUUAUUUAAAAUAAAAAAUUUCAGUAAUCAGUCUUUAUCUUCGUAUUAAUGUACCUACAUAAGAAUAGAUUUAUUUUUGGACAUAUUUCAAAUAGUUUGCUUUUGCUUGUUUGGGUUUAUAAUUUCUUUAUUGAAAUUGGUUUGAAAAAUCUGCGCAAAUAACCAUUUGCAGCUUGUUAAUUAGACCAAAUAAAAGAAAAGAAUAACAUUUA
Stegodyphus dumicola is the source of this 1160-nucleotide messenger RNA. It is a transcript of the gene Pmm2, whose product is annotated as phosphomannomutase. Lineage: Eukaryota; Metazoa; Arthropoda; Arachnida; Araneae; Eresidae. The record is from RefSeq and is a predicted model, not a curated record. Gene Ontology annotation, molecular function: phosphomannomutase activity. Gene Ontology annotation, cellular component: cytosol. Gene Ontology annotation, biological process: mannose metabolic process; protein N-linked glycosylation; GDP-mannose biosynthetic process.